Impatiens glandulifera is the source of this 1197-nucleotide messenger RNA. Its product is annotated as transcription factor MYB61-like. Gene Ontology annotation, biological process: regulation of stomatal movement. Lineage: Eukaryota; Viridiplantae; Streptophyta; Magnoliopsida; Ericales; Balsaminaceae. Bases 1 to 1197 code for a protein of 398 amino acids. The record is from RefSeq and is a predicted model, not a curated record. The transcript has 3 exons.
AUGGGGAGACAUUCAUGCUGCUAUAAGCAGAAGCUUAGAAAAGGAUUAUGGUCUCCCGAAGAAGACGAGAAGCUUAUCAAACACAUCACCAGUUACGGCCAUGGCUGCUGGAGCUCUGUUCCUAAACUUGCAGGUCUUCAAAGAUGUGGAAAGAGCUGCCGAUUGAGAUGGAUUAACUAUUUGAGACCGGACCUGAAGAGAGGCACAUUCUCUUCUCAAGAAGAGAAUCUCAUCAUUGAGCUCCAUGCAGUCCUCGGAAACAGGUGGUCUCAGAUUGCAGCUCAGUUACCCGGAAGAACAGAUAACGAGAUCAAGAAUCUCUGGAAUUCCUCCAUUAAGAAGAAGCUCAAGCAAAAAGGGAUUGAUCCAAGCACUCACAAACCUCUCUCCGAGGUGCUUCAGAAUAAUCAUCCCCCAACAACAACAACAACAACAACAACCUCAACCGACAAUAACAAGCCUCUUCCUCCUUCAACCGCCGCCAACUCCUACCGAUUCACGGAAACUAACAGCAGCGCCAUUCCUCCUCAACCAACUCAUCAUGAGUUCUUCAUUGACAGAUUUGUUUCCACAGUACAUGAAACCACCACCACCUCCUCCUCCGCCGCGGCCGCCACUACAUCAACAGAAGCAGCAGCAGCAGCAGGCUACUUCUCUUUCCAUCAACUAAUUAACUACGAAACCCAUCAUCAUCCCUUAUACCCAGAUCAAUUCAAUCCUAAUUCCAUUUUCAAUUCCAAUCCGAGCACCACCAUUCUUUCAACAAUCAGGGAAAAGAGUACUGAUCAUCUUCCUUUCGAUAACCCUCCCCAUCCUUCUCAAAUAAUUACCUCUUCUUCUUCUUCUUCUUCUACUUUCUUUGAUCAGCAAAUUAACCCAUUCUCAUGGCACUCCACAAUUGAUCAUUGCAAUAUUAAACCGGAGAUAAAAGAAGCUGAUCAUCAGAUUCAAGCAAACGAAGAUAUCAAAUCAUGGUCUGAAUACAUUCAAGCCCUUCAAACCCAAGAUUCUGAUCAAGCACAAGUGCAAUUCAUGACAGGAGGAACCUCAAACAACAACAACAACGCCUGGAUUUCGAAUCAUGAUCAUCAUCAGUUAUCACCACCACCACCACCCUUGCAAGCCAUUGACAUAUACAGCAGCAAGCAGCAAUUCCAGAGACUUCCGGCAACUGCUAAUUAUGGGCAAUUCAAUUAG